This is a messenger RNA of Aspergillus pseudotamarii, 1933 nucleotides long. Its product is annotated as nucleoside phosphorylase domain-containing protein. The record is from RefSeq and is a predicted model, not a curated record. Gene Ontology annotation, biological process: nucleoside metabolic process. Lineage: Eukaryota; Fungi; Ascomycota; Eurotiomycetes; Eurotiales; Aspergillaceae. The transcript has a single exon. Gene Ontology annotation, molecular function: catalytic activity. Bases 382 to 1461 code for a protein of 359 amino acids.
GUGUUGUUUUGCGGUGUAGACAAUAUAGGGCUUAAUGAGACUCGGAAAUAUGCAAUAAGAUAUGCAAUGCUCAGGGCAGCUAGACCCUCGGUUGUGGAUAAAUCUUUCACCAAUCAGAUUACAUUGGCCGUGGCAAGGCUAUUGGGGUUCCCCGAGGCUGAGGCUGAAUCGUGCGGAGCCUUGAAUUAGGUAUUAGUCGGCUACGGAGGACACAUAGCUGCUCUCCUCCUGAUAUCUAUCUCUUAUUCCUUAACGAACACACAGAUUUAAGUUCGAUUGAAGCUAGUGUAACUCACCAAAGGGAAUCUGGUACCAAAAUCUCCGUCUCGAUCAGCACGAUCAACACUCAAUAUAUUGACCGCUCUGUCAGACCUUCGCACGAUGCCGCAGAGAGGAUCAGACACCGAGCAAUACCCAGAACAUGUUUUCAACAAAAUUAAAAGAACAAAGAUCCAUACCGAUGACAACAGUUCUAGGCCCAAAUGGAGUCAUCAUAGCUACACCGUCGGUUGGAUUUGUGCUGUCGAGCCCGAACACGUCGCCGCGACAGUCUUUCUCGACGAAGAGCACGAAAGCCUGGAUGGUCUGUCUAGCAAUGAUAACAAUACCUACAAAUUAGGGGAGAUUGGAGGGCAUAAUGUUGUCAUUGCAGUCAUGCCGAAUGCAUAUGGCACCACAUCUGCAUCAUUGGUUGCAAGGGACAUGCUGCACAGCUUUCCGAACAUUCGAACGUGUCUCAUGGUUGGCAUCGGCGGCGGGGCACCAAGUUCCAAGCAUGAUAUCCGGUUGGGGGAUGUCGUUGUGAGUAGUGCUCACGAUGGAAAUGGUGGUGUGUGGCAGUAUGACUUUGGGAAGAGAAUCCAAGGUCAAAGCUUUCAAACAACAGGAUUCUUGAAUCAGCCACCGUUAUUUUUGCAGACAGCGGUGAAAGCAUUGAAAACCGAAUAUAGGCUUCGCGGUCACUGUCUUCAGGAAACCAUUAGCGAUGUCUUGGAGAAGAAUAGUCGAAUAGCGAAAGACUAUCAGCAGCCGAACUCGAACACUGAUAGGCUUUACAAAGCCCAUGUUAUCCACCCAACUGGGGAGGAAAGCUGUGCUGCAGUUUGUGGCGAUGAGCCGUCUAAUAUCAUCAAGCGGCCGGAACGCGAGGAAAAUCCAGCAAUUCAUUAUGGUCUCAUUGCUUCCGCAAAUCAGGUUAUGAAGGAUGCUGCCAUUCGAGACACAUUAGCAGAGGAUAACAAUGUUCUGUGUUUUGAAAUGGAAGCAGCAGGAUUGAUGAAUCAUUUCCCAUGCUUGGUGAUUCGGGGUAUAUGUGACUAUGCAGAUACGCAUAAAAAUACGGAAUGGCAAGGGUACGCAGCAAUGACAGCGGCUGCAUAUGCCAAAGACCUUCUUUACCAAAUUCCUGCGAACCAAGUCAACGCGGAAAAAAGGAUGGCCGAAUACAUUACGGGUGGUUAGUUCUGACUGACUUCUGUCCGCAUGCGAACAGACUUCUGAUUAUUAGCGCAGACGUUCAGAUCGGCAUGGUCGGAAAUAGAGAAAUCAACUUGAGUCCGGAUCGAAAAACUGAUACCCUUGGUCAACAACCCAAAGAAACAGAGAAAUAUUCACUCAACGAGCAACAGAAACGUGAGUUGCUUGACUCGUUAUAUUUUGACCAAAUCGAUGCCCGCCACGUUAAUAUUAAGAAAGCCCAUGUCAAGACCUGCAAAUGGUUGCUAACACAGGGUGAAUAUCUUGAUUGGCUUGACCAGAAGAAAGUAAUGAAACAUAACGGCUUCUUAUGGAUCAAGGGAAAACCUGGAGCCGGGAAAUCGACCUUAAUGAAGUUCGCUUUGGAGAAAACGCGAAGGAAAUAUAAGGAAAAGAACAAUAUCUUUAUUGCCUUCUUCUUCAACGCACGCGGUGACAAUUUGGAAAAGUCUACCCU